AUGCAGCAGCUGUCCAAAAUCGGUGAAAGAAUUUACAUGUCCUCUCCAAGCAGAGUGGAAGAAAAUACCACAGUCUAUCAUCCACUUAUGGAAAGCAUGCUCCGGAGGAAUAAGGCUGUAACUGCCUCGGUUGAAGUCCUGUAUCAAAUUUUGGUAUGGGAUUUUGUGACUGCAGUUGAAGUCCUGUAUCAAAUUUUGGUAUGGGAUUUUGUGACUGCAGUUGAAGUCCUGUAUCAAAUUUUGGUAUGGGAUUUUGUGACUGCAGUUGAAGUCCUGUAUCAAAUUUUGGUAUGGGAUUUUGUGACUGCAGUUGAAGUCCUGAACUGUGCAAUGUCACGGGAUAAACAUAGUCACCCUGAUUCCAGUCAGAACAGUUCCUUUUACAUCAUCUGCCGGAAUUUUGCCAUGCAGAGUUCCGCCCAUGGUCUUCGAAGAGCAGCCAGUGCCCGCUCGGUGUACACUCGCAUCUUUUGGAUCACUGUAUUCUUCAUGGCUUUGAUAUGCUGCACAUUUCAUUGCUCAUUUUUGGUGAAAAAUUUCUUAAGCUACCCGAGAAUGACAAUCACAGAAGAAAUUCACGCCGAUGAAAUUAGUUUCCCGUCCAUUACUGUUUGCAAUUUGAAUAUUUUUAAAAAGAGUUAUAUUGACAAGCAAUUUGAGAAACUUCGUCAAAUGACUCAAAAUCCUCCUUCAAAUAACUCUAUGAAUCCUUCUGAAAUCGAUCCAACAGCAUUCUGUUACAAGUCCAUCGAUGAAUUUCUGUACCGGAGCAAGACCGUGGAUUUGAGUGACAUAUGGAUGAGUCUGACGGUCACCAAAGACAGCCUUUUAAAGUUUGGUCAUCAAGAGGAUGAUCUCAUCAUUCAUUGCACAUAUAAUGCUAGGAACUGUUACAACAAAACAUAUUCGAUAGUCGUUGUAAAUGCUUACCCGUCUCCACGAUAUGGGCUAUGCCACACAAUAUCAGUCAAUCAACUGUCUCUUCAAAAUGUCACAACACCUGGAUUAGCGUUGGGUUUGCGAUUGACCCUGAAUAUACAAAGAGAUGAAUAUUUAAAUUUAUUAUCUCCUGAAUAUGGAGCCAGACUUUUAGUUCACCCUGCUGGUACGUAUCCAACCCUUCAAAGAGGAGGCGUGGUCUUACAACCUGGAACAAAAACAUAUGUUAGUGUCCGCAUGCGAAAAAUAGAUCGCUUACCAUGGCCUUAUGGUGAGUGCACUUAUGAAUUCGAACAGUCUCCUCUGGCUUAUCACCUUCAAAAAACGGGACAAUAUGAAUUACUAAAGCACAGAAUAUAUACAUAUGAGUACUGCCAGACGUUGUGCAGAGAUGCUUAUUUGCUGAAGCAAUGUGAUUGUUCAGAAGAAAUAUCCCAAGGAAAUAGUAAAUUUUGUGAUCCGUGCAACAUCACUCAAGCUUUAUGCCGAACAAAUUUCUUGAGAAAAUUCAACAGAAACCCAAGAUCAAGAGAAUGCAAUAGAUUUUGCAAGCCCGCAUGCUCAGAUAUUCGAUAUGAUUUAACCGUUUCUCGUUCUGAGUGGCCAAACAGCCAGCAUCAAUAUUUUAUUUUAAAGAGAUGGCCAAUACUUCAGGAAAAAUUUGGACCUGGUGCAGCAGAUAGUAACUACAGCGAUGAAGACGAGGACCUUAAUCCUGUCGAUUUAAAAUAUAUUAAAUCAAAUUUUCUCAGAGUGCAUGUUUUCAUUCAAGAAAUGAACUAUCUAUCAGUAAAAGAUGUUCCAGCCUAUUCAACUUCUCAACUGUUUGCUGACCUUGGUGGGUGUCUAGGGCUUUACAUAGGAGUGUCAUUGCUAACAAUUUUGGAAGUUUUUGAAUUGUUCAAAAGCAUUUUCUUCAUUAUUCGAAGAAAAAUAUUUGCCAGAAUGAAACCUAAAAGAAGCAGCCAUAUUGGAAUGCACUGGGCAACCUCUCGUUCUCAGAAAAAUCAAUCCAGAAAUAGACAACAUGGCUUGACUAUGAGCAAAGGAAGGUUACAACAUCAAAGUGCUGGAUUUCAUCCUCAAUAUGCAUCUACACUUCGACAACUUCCAAGCCCAAUAUUAAUCAAAAGAAGUAGCAACAAUCCACCAGUAUUUACUUUAGCUUAGUAAUUGUAGGAGAAAAUGAAUAAUUCUUUUGCGCUC
Molecule: messenger RNA, 2145 nt
Organism: Argiope bruennichi
Lineage: Eukaryota; Metazoa; Arthropoda; Arachnida; Araneae; Araneidae
Product: amiloride-sensitive sodium channel subunit gamma-like
Exons: 13
Coding region: 1-2109 (702 amino acids)
Biological process (GO): sodium ion transmembrane transport
Cellular component (GO): membrane
Molecular function (GO): ligand-gated sodium channel activity
Source: RefSeq, a predicted model, not a curated record